AAAACGCAGUGAAACAGGCAGGGGAAAAAGGUGCAAACAUUGCCGCGUGCCCAGCUCUGUUCCCCACCCCAUCCUCGCCAAGGGUUUAAAUGCUGGUGUCCCCCACCUCUCCCGCUCGCACCUCUCAGGGACGCGGCAGCAUGAAGGCGGUGGCCGCGCUCCUCCUGGUGGGGAUGCUCAUCCUCUGGGCAGAGCUGCCAACAGGCAGCGCCUGGUCCUGUCCCCCCGUGCGCUUCACCUGCGCUCUGCACAACCCGCGGAACCAGUGCCUCGUCGACCGGCACUGCCCCCGCGGCAAGAAGUGCUGCCGCUCCUUCUGCGGGAAAAAGUGCCUCUCCAAGCCGCCUGCCAUCGCCGUCUCCUACGUGUGAGCUCCGGCUUCCAGAACAGGCUGAGGGUCACCCCAGCAUUCCCACCUCAGCUCCAGGAUCACUCCGUGCUCUGUGCCGCCCACCGCCCUUCUCCCUCUGCUUCCCCACCGCCCUUCUACCAAAUAAAAGAGGCUUUUCCCAAGGGUGUUUGUGAUGCGU
Ficedula albicollis (Collared flycatcher) is the source of this 530-nucleotide messenger RNA. Its product is annotated as WAP four-disulfide core domain protein 6A-like. The transcript is spliced from 3 exons. The record is from RefSeq and is a predicted model, not a curated record. Gene Ontology annotation, cellular component: extracellular region. Lineage: Eukaryota; Metazoa; Chordata; Aves; Passeriformes; Muscicapidae. The coding region runs from base 90 to 371 and encodes 93 amino acids. Gene Ontology annotation, molecular function: peptidase inhibitor activity.